AUGACAACACAAACAAAAACUUCAUCACCAAUACAACCAUCACCAAUAGAACAAUCACCAAUACAACAAUCACCAAUACAACAAUCACCAAUACAACAAUCACCAAUACUACAAUCACCAAUACAACGAUCACCAAUACAACAGUUACCAAUACAACAAUCACCUAGCAUCUCUUCAACUUCUUUUUCUAAUUCUAAUAAUGAUACCAAUUUUAAUUCAAAAAGACUAUCAAAUUCAAUUUUCCCUACAUCAACAUCACCUGUACUAUCUCCAUUAUCUCCACCAUUGCAACCACAACCAUUAAUUUCAACUUCAACAUCUUUCAAUAUUAAUAAUAAUAAUAAUAAUAAUAAUAAUAAUAAUAAUAAUAAUAAUAAUAAUAAUAAUAAUAAUAAUAAUAAUAAUAAUAAUAAUAAUACACCAAAAACCACGAUAAGUGGAGCUACGAGAUCUUCAUGGACAAAAGAAGAAGAAAGAUUAUUUGUUGAAGCAUAUAAGCUAUAUGAUAAGGAUAAUAAAAAGAUUCAAGAACAUGUUAAAACCAAAACAAUACUUCAAGUUAGAUCUCAUGCACAAAAGUUUGCAUUGAAAUUGGAAAAAAAUGGUAUAAAAUCAUUAGAUAAUAUCGAUCAAUUAUUUAAUCAAUCACAUGCUGCUUCCUCUUCUCAUAAUUUACCUUCUCAUAAUACACCUUGGAGUAAUGAAGAACAUGAAUUGUUUCUUAAAGCAAUUGAAAAAUAUGGUAGAGGUAAUUGGAAAUUAAUUUCAACAUUAAUAAAAAGUAGAAAUACACUUCAAAUUAAAAAUCACGCUAGAAUUUACUUUGAUAAAAUUUCUCAACAAAAUGGACCUCCUUCCAAAAAAACUAUUAUAGAAGUAGAAAAUAAUAAUAAUUAUAAUGAUCAAAAUAAUAAUAAUGAACAAAACAAUAAUAAUAAUAAUAAUAAUAAUAAUAAUAAUAAUAAUAAUAAUAAUAAUAAUUCCUUUUUUAAUGGUAAUGAUAAUGGUAAUAAUAGUAGUUAUAGUGAUAAUGGAAAUGGUAAUAAAAGUACUUCUAGUAAGAGUGAUUUAAGUAAUACUCGUAGUAGUGGUAGUAGCAGUAGUAGUGGUAGUAGUAGUAGUAGCAGUAGUAGUACUAUUAGUAGUGGUGGCAGUGGUGGUAGAAGUAGUGGUGGUAGUAGUGGCAGAAGCAGUGGUAACAGUAAGAAAUCAUCUUCAAAAAGUAAAAGUAAAAAUCCAACAAGUAAACCCAUUACACCAAUACAACCAAAGCUUAUUUUACCUUCAAGAAACAUUAUUUUAUCAUCAGCAUUCUCAACACCAACACCAACAUCAAUCUCAACAUUUCCAAAAACACCAACAUACACAACAAGCAAUUAUAAAAGUAGCAAUAAUCCUUUAAAUAGAAGUUUUGGCAGUAUCAAUAAUUCAAGUAGUAAUAAUAAUAAUAAUAAUAAUAAUAAUAAUAAUAAUAAUAAUAAUAAUAAUAAUAAUAAUAAUAAUAAUAAUAAUAAUAAUAAUAAUAAUAAUAAUAAUAAUAAUAAUAAUAAUAAUAAUAAUAAUAAUAAUAAUAAUAAACCACCAACAAAAGAGAGAUAUCUAGACUUAAAUAUUAUUACACAAGAGGAAAUGAUGGGAUGUAAAGAAUAUUUCACUGGUCAAAUAUCUAAAACACCUGAUAGAUAUAUCAAAAUUCGUGAUAAAAUUAUUAGACAAUGGGAUUCCUUUAAACCAAACUAUCUUUCAAAAACAUUUUCAAGAAAUCAAAUAAAAGAUUGUGGUAGUGAUAUUAAUUCAAUUGGUAGAGUUCAUCAAUUUUUAGAAUCAAUUGGUGUUAUUAACUUUAAUGCAGUUGGAAACCCGUUAAAUAAUAAUGAUUAUGAUCGUGAUAAUAAUAAUAAUAAUAAUAAUAAAAAUAAUAAUAAUAAUAAUAAUAAUAAUAAUAAUAAUAAUAAUAAUAAUAAUAAUAAUAAUAAUAUAUCAGAUUUAUCAGCUAUUUUAUCAAGUGCAAUUACAAAUAGAAUGUUAGAGAAUAGAAAAACUAACAAUCCAUUAAGAAAAAGAAAAAUAUUUUAUGAUGGUCAAUGGAUGGAUCAAAGUUUAUUAAACACCACUAUUGAACAUAGUGGAAAUGAAAAUGAUAAAAUUAAUAUGGCUACUUCAUCAACAAUCAACAAUGUAAAUAAUUCAAAAACAUCAUCAUCAUCAUCACCAACUAAUGAAAGUUCAAAACUUUAUAAUUUUGAAGAUUUUUCGUCAUUUCCAUCAUUUGAUCCAUUCACUUUGGUUGAAUGUAAAAAAUAUAAUAAUCCAAAUGAACAACCAUUUACAAUCGAUGUUAGUUCAAAUACGAUGAUCGUUAUGGAUAUUCAUUCUCAUAUUUCAUCAACUGAAGUCAUUGGUAUGUUGGGUGGUAAAUUUAAUCCAGAUACCAAUCACAUAACAAUAUUAUUGGCGAUUCCUUGUAAUUCAAUUUCUUCUGAUAUUCAAUGUGAUAUGGAUCCAAACUCACAAAUUGCUGCAAAGGAAAUGGUUAAUUCAAUUGGUUUAGAUAUUGUCGGUUGGUAUCAUUCUCAUCCAAACUUUGAACCAAUACCAUCAUUACGAGAUAUUGAAACUCAAACUUCUUUUCAAAAUUUAUUUGCAACUUCAUCAAACAAUAAUAAUAAUAAUAAUAAAUCUAUGAUUGAACCAUUUAUUGGAUUCAUAGUUAAUCCGUAUCAUAAGAAUGGAUUAAUAUCAAAUUUUAAUUGUAUUACAAUUACAAAACAAAUGGAUGAAACCAAUCAAUAUCGUAUUCCAUAUCAAUUAUCAACAAGUUAUACACCAUCUUUAAAUAACCAAUAUCUUUAUCAACAAAUUGAUAAUUUAUUUGAAAAGUAUAAAAGUUAUUCAAGUCGAAUAGAUUUAAAGAAAACAAUGGAAAAUGGUGGUUUCACUCAUUUGGAUAAAAUGAUUAGUUCCAUUUCUUCAAAUUUAAUUUUAAAUAACAAUAGUAGUAGUAGUAAUAAUAAAAAUAACACUAAUGAGAGUGACCUUAUUAAUUGUGAUGAAGAUAUAAUUCAAGAUGAUCAAACUGAAUUAUUUUUAACAAAAAUUAAAAAUCAAUUUAAAGAUUUUAAUAAUAAUAAUAAUAAUAAUAAUAAUAAUAAUAAUAAUAAUAAUAAUAAUAAUAAUAAUAAUAAUAAUAAUAAUAAUAAAAAUAAAAAUAGAAAUGAAGGAAGUAGGUCAAGAAGUAGAUCAAGAAGUAGAUCAAGAAGUAGAUCAAGAAGUGGAACAAGAAGUAGAUCUAGAAGUAGAAGUUUAGAUAGUUAUUCUAGAAGUAGAAGUAGAAGUGGUGGAAAUGGUUAUGUGGGUGAGAAAACACUGCCAAAGAAACAUCAUCAUCAACAUCUUCAUAAUAGACAUAAGAGUAACACUUUCAAUGACCCAGAUCUAAGUGAUUCUUAUAUGAGUGAAGUUAGUAGAUCGUCAUCUGAUUAUUAUAAUACUGAGUCCAGUAGUAGUAUGAGUGAUAUUGAAGAUGAUGACAUCAGUGAAUAUAGUGAUACUGAAAAUUAUAAAUCUUUUAAUAAAAAUAAUAAUAACAAUAAUCAUUACAAUAAUAAUUUUUUAGAUAAGCCAGUAUUACAAAACAAACCAUCAUACCAAUAA
Messenger RNA from Dictyostelium discoideum AX4, 3654 nucleotides. It is a transcript of the gene mybH, whose product is annotated as myb domain-containing protein. Lineage: Eukaryota; Evosea; Eumycetozoa; Dictyosteliales; Dictyosteliaceae. Gene Ontology annotation, cellular component: nucleus. The record is from RefSeq and is a predicted model, not a curated record. The coding region runs from base 1 to 3654 and encodes 1217 amino acids. Gene Ontology annotation, molecular function: peptidase activity; DNA binding. The transcript is spliced from 2 exons.